This is a messenger RNA of Rhopalosiphum padi (bird cherry-oat aphid), 1747 nucleotides long. RefSeq lists its product as uncharacterized. The record is from RefSeq and is a predicted model, not a curated record. The coding region runs from base 580 to 1503 and encodes 307 amino acids. The transcript has 8 exons. NCBI's taxonomy places the organism in Eukaryota, Metazoa, Arthropoda, Insecta, Hemiptera, Aphididae.
UUAUUUAUAGUUGGUUAAUAAUAAUAAACAUAAUUCUUAUAGAAGUUUUCAGAGAAAAUGUAAUUUUAAAAUAGCACAGUUUUCUGUUCCACAUCAACGUCAUCAACACUUACAGACAUUUACAUUUUAUAUACGGGACACAACUCACAGACGGACAACAAAAUCUGUAUCAGUUAUUUCGUUGUUUGAUAUACUCUGUAGUCUACUGGUCUGUGCAACAGACACACCGACGACUAACUGGCAACUACCGAUGACACCAGUCACACCACGGCACCAGUCAGUAGUCGGUCUGCUCUGUCACCCACACAUGGAUCUUUUUCUGACGGCAUUUCGACAGUUGUUACUUUGUUAGUCAGAUCUAUAAAUUCAGAUUUUAAAGUUUCUUUUUUCCUUAUUUCUUAGCCGAUAGUCAAUAGAGUGCAUAGUACUCAGUACUCCAUAAUCUAUUAUUAUUUACUACUUUCCUUCAAUACUUUUCCUUGUAAAUAGUCUAAACAUUUGCAUGUUUUGAACACCAUUAAGAAAGUGCAAAUAUCAAAUUUAUGUUAAUAGAUAGUUUUUACCGUUGAAGUAUCAAAAAUGAAAAAUAAGAUUUCAGCUGUUUUAACAGACUCUUCUGCCUCAAAACAAAAAAAUAAAAAGAAAAGAAAAGAAAUUUGUCCAGAUCCAAAUGAAGAUAAAAUACUAUUAAAGAAAAGAAAGUAUUUAUCCACUGCUGUUAAACCCCAUGUUGUUACAACUACUAUUUCACAAGUUCCUGAAAUAAAUGAAAAAAUUAUUAAGAAAAAGGAUAAACAAUUACAAGCAGCUUCUACCCAUUCAAAUUCUAUUGAAGUAGUACCAUCUUCAUUGCCAAGUUAUCUUACAUUAUUUUCAUCAUUGAAGUCCAAAUUUAAUUCACCAAUACCACAACUGAUAAAACAAAGAUCAACUUCAACACCAAUUCCUGGCUCAGAGCGGCAAAAAUUGCAUUUUGAUUUCGAACUUCUUACGCCAAUAAAAGAAUUGAUUCCAUCAACAUUAUCUAAACCAACUAACAUCGCACGUGAGUUAAUAUCAGAACUACCACUUCAGCCCAUCACCUCAGUGACUAAGAAUAAAUGCAAGUCGAUAUUGACUUCUGAAAAAUGGAAAACUGGCAUUUUAAACAAAAUUCCAAAAUUUUGUCCAUUUUGUGAUUAUGUAUGUGAAAGAAUGAUUUAUCACCAUAUUGAAAAAAAUCAUAAAGACCAACUCAAACUGCCUAUUUCAACCUCUGUUGACUCAAUCAACAAAGUAAUAUCAGACUUUACAAAAAACAAAAAGUUAUUAGUGCCACUACAACAUAUAGUUGAUAUAAUGGGAGACUAUUGGUUUAACCCAGACAUAAGAAAAAUUGGAAAUAUUUUAUGCAAUCUUGGCCAGAUUACAACAUAUGGUGGGUCAUGGGAGCUAAAUCAUGUUCCUGAAGUCUCCAAUCCAUUUGAGCAAUACAUCAUAAGAUCUAAUCAACAACCAGAGUAAAAAAUAUGACAACUGGUUAUUUCCAGUUUUAUUUUUAAGUAAUUUAAGUUAAUUCGUUAUUUUUAUUAUUACAACAGAAAAAUUAAUUAUUUUAAUUUUUUUUUAAUACAUAUAUACAUAUUUAAAAUUGUAUAUUAAUUUUAUUUUGUUACUAAUUUUUUACUAAAUAUUAAAAUUGUAUAAUAGAAAGAUGAAUAUUAUGUAGUAAAGUAAAUAAAUCAGAAUUUGAUGGUCAUAAUAUAAA